ACAUAGUAUAUCAUCUCUGUUUCACUAUGCAACAACGUGACAAGUGAAAUAAUUUUACGCGAAUUGCUUUGCCAAAACAAGCCAAGUUUGAAAUGCAUGUUUAGGUUAAAAUAUUGGAAAUUAUUGUUCAAGGGCACAUGUAAACCACCAUGACUUCAAUUAUAAAGGUACAUGCUAUUUCUGGAGCAAUGGAUGAAUCACCUCCAUGUUACAUGCUCCAGGUUGAUGAUUUUAGGAUACUGUUGGAUUGUGGAUGGGACGAGAAAUUUGACCCAGAGUUCAUGAAAGAACUGAAGAGGUAUGUUCACCAGAUCGAUGCAGUGCUUCUCUCAUAUCCAGAUCCACUACAUUUAGGAGCACUGCCAUACCUUGUUGGCAAAUGUGGCCUCAACUGUCCAAUUUAUGCUACAAUUCCAGUCUACAAAAUGGGACAGAUGUUUAUGUAUGAUUUGUAUCAGUCUCGGCACAACAUGGAGGACUUUGAAUUGUUUACACUGGAUGAUGUUGAUGCUGCAUUUGACAAGAUAGUUCAACUGAAAUACAAUCAAAGUGUAGCAAUGAAAGGAAAGGGCUAUGGCCUGACUAUUACACCAUUACCUGCAGGCCAUAUGAUUGGUGGUGCUAUAUGGAAGAUUGUAAAAGUAGGUGAGGAAGAUAUGGUGUAUGCUGUAGAUUUUAAUCACAAAAAAGAACGUCACCUUAAUGGCUGUGAGUUGGAGCGUCUCCAGCGACCAUCCCUUCUCAUCACAGAUGCAUUUAAUGCUACGUAUCAACAGGCAAGGCGACGUACACGCGAUGAAAAACUAAUGACAAAUAUAUUGCAGACAUUAAGAAGUAAUGGUAAUGUCUUGAUUGCUGUGGACACUGCUGGAAGAGUUCUGGAAUUGGCACACAUGUUGGAUCAACUUUGGCGUAAUAAAGACUCAGGUCUUAUAGCUUAUUCAUUAGCAUUGCUCAACAAUGUCAGCUACAAUGUUGUAGAGUUUGCAAAAUCACAGAUUGAGUGGAUGAGUGACAAAUUAAUGCGAACUUUUGAAGGAGCAAGGAAUAAUCCUUUUCAGUUUAAGCAUCUACAGUUAUGUCACAGCAUAGCUGAACUCAGUCGAGUACCAAGUCCAAAGGUUGUUCUGGCCAGCUCUCCUGACAUGGAAUGUGGUUUCUCACGUGAACUUUUCUUGCAGUGGUGUUCUAAUCCUCUUAACAGCAUCAUUUUGACCAAUAGGACAUCACCUGGAACACUAGCCCGACAGUUAAUUGAACUUGGUGGGAACCGCACAAUGACUUUGGAAGUACGGCGUAGGGUGCGUCUUGAAGGUGCUGAACUUGAAGAACAGCAGAGAAAAGAAAGAGAAGCAAAGGAGGCCCGGGCAGAGAAAAGUGAAGAUGUUGACAUGAGUAGUGAAUCUGAGGAUGAAAUGGACAUGACUGCAGUUGGAAGAGGCCGGCAUGACUUACUUGUCAAGCAAGAAACGAAAGUACAGACAGGGUUUUUCAAGAGCAGCAAGAAGCAGCACCCCAUGUUUCCCUUCUUUGAGGAAAAAGUUAAAUUUGAUGAAUAUGGUGAGAUUAUUAGAUCAGAGGACUACAAGAUGGUUGACUCUAAUCCUGAAGCAGAAGAUAACAAGGAGAAUGUUGAAAUUAAGGAAGAAGAAGUAACAGUGGACAUCACUGAAGUGCCUACGAAGUGUGUGUCAUCUGUACGCCAAGUGCGUGUUGUAGCACAAGUCCAGUUCAUUGAUUUUGAGGGCCGCUCAGAUGGUGAAAGUUUGCAAAAAAUCUUGGGCCAAUUGAAACCACGUCGAUUAAUCCUUGUGCGAGGAAACACAGAAGGAGUACAGAUGCUACAAAAUGCAUGUAGACAUUGGGGAGCAGCUCGUGUAUUUGCACCUCAACGUGGAGAAAUUGUUGAUGCCACAACAGAGACACACAUAUAUCAGGUUCGGCUGACAGAUGCUCUUGUUUCAUCACUCCAACUGAAACGUGGAAAAGAUGCAGAGUUAGCAUGGAUAGAUGCUCACAUAACUACAAGAGAAGCUUCAAAGGAUGUAAAACCUGUAGAUGCAGAUACAGAGAAAGACGAAAAGGACGAUGACCAGAUAUAUACACUGGAACCAUUGCCUCUCAAUCAGAUCUCAGGUCACCAAACAGCAUUCAUCAAUGAAUUAAAGCUUUCUGAUUUCAAGCAAGUGCUCACAAAGGCCAAUAUCAGCUCUGAAAUAUCUGGAGGUGUUCUCUGGUGCUGUAAUGGAACAGUGGCUGUGCGAAGGCAUGACACUGGCAGAGUCACCUUAGAAGGUUGUUUGUCAGAAGACUAUUAUAACGUCCGAGACUUACUAUAUGAGCAGUAUGCCAUUGUCUGAAAUCUGUUGGUGUUAUUAGAGGAAGAUUAUCAAAAUGUUGGUGAACUUGAAGAGCCAUCACCUGUGGCACUGAGUGUUAAUGAUACCAUUGAAAAGAAUUGUAUUUUGUGGAGCACGUUUUUGUCAGCAGCUUAUUUUUAAAGUCUGCUUUGUACACUUUGCUGGAAAUAUUGGAGAAGUUCAGGAGAUUCACCUGUAUAUGGAAUUGUAAAUAUCAAUAGCAUUGUCUACUGCUGAGCAGUGACAUAAGCCAUUUCUGCAAGGUUUAUAUUUGUGAUUCCCCAAGGGAUAAAAUUUUGUAUAUA
Schistocerca serialis cubense is the source of this 2665-nucleotide messenger RNA. RefSeq names its product probable cleavage and polyadenylation specificity factor subunit 2 (gene CPSF2). Lineage: Eukaryota; Metazoa; Arthropoda; Insecta; Orthoptera; Acrididae. Gene Ontology annotation, molecular function: RNA binding. Gene Ontology annotation, cellular component: mRNA cleavage and polyadenylation specificity factor complex. Gene Ontology annotation, biological process: mRNA 3'-end processing by stem-loop binding and cleavage. The transcript is spliced from 16 exons. The record is from RefSeq and is a predicted model, not a curated record. Bases 150 to 2360 code for a protein of 736 amino acids.